AAACGCCUCUUGUGUAAAUACAUUAUCGUGAGUCAAUCACAGGAAGCAAUAGCGUCUGUUAAAUCCCAUCGACCUGUGAGUGUGUCCGGUAAACAUGGUCAGCACGUUGACGUCCACCGGAUGUUGGCGUGUCUGUUAUGCGCCGCUAUGAAUCGUGCCGAAGAAGUGCAGCUGUUCCGAAAGUCCAGAGAAGUGUCAUUGAGGAGUAACAGUGGCGGAGCACAUGGUGCAAGGUGUACCUCCAACGAUGAGUUCGUUUUGAACGUGUUUAAGUCGAAUGUCGCGGACGGCCCUGGUACGUUGGACAACAGCAGCGACGAUGGGCCGCCGCCAUCAAAAGGCAGAUCCACUAGUGCCAUGGUCUCGGCCGGUAAAGAAGUGGUUGAGCAGCAGCAACUCAUACAAAGAGUACGGCCUCACCAUCAAAGGCGGAUGCCCAGGUUUGGGGAGGCACAUCAUCGACGGGUGCCGACGCCAAUGAAGAAACGUCGGAAACCGGACUUUGCCGAUCCGCCAACCCCAAGCAGUGACGUCGACGACACGGCCAUUGUCGAAGUGGUGGCUACUAGCGAUCCCAAGCCACCAGCUCCCGCGGGCGUUCCUGAUCCGUACUAUCCAAUAUACCUACCAAUCGACCAGGCAUUUAAGGCCAAGUACGUGUUUUGCCAGAGGAGAGGCAAGACUUUUCAAGAGCGGGUCUAUGUGUUCUUAGAACACCCUUGUGGAUGGAUUUGUUUUAUAUACCACUUUGCUGUGUUCAUGGUCGUUUUAGUAUGCUUAAUAUUCAGCGUAUUAUCGACAAUCGAAGAAUAUUCAGGAUUUGCCAAUGAAACGUUAUUUUGGAUGGAAAUAUGCCUAGUUGUAUUCUUUGGUGUAGAAUACAUGAUACGAUUGUGGUCUGCUGGAUGCAGAUCAAAAUACAUGGGCACCUUUGGUCGAUUUAGAUUUGUCCGGAAGCCUAUAUGUAUUAUUGAUUUGAUUGUUGUGGUGGCUUCAAUUGUGGUAUUGUCAAUUGGCUCAAAUGGACAAGUAUUUGCUACUUCAGCAAUCAGAGGAAUUAGAUUUCUUCAAAUUUUGAGAAUGCUUCAUGUAGACCGUCAAGGUGGUACAUGGCGGCUUCUCGGCUCAGUUGUAUUUAUUCACCGACAAGAGCUAAUCACUACACUGUACAUAGGAUUUUUAGGUUUAAUUUUUAGCAGUUACUUUGUGUAUCUAGCUGAAAAAGACGCAGUUAGCAAGGAUGGUAAACAUAGAAACGACUUUUCCAGUUAUGCUGACGCACUUUGGUGGGGAGUGAUAACUGUAACGACAAUCGGAUAUGGUGACGCAGUUCCUCAAACGUGGAUUGGAAAAAUAGUUGCUUCGUGUUUUAGUGUAUUUGCGAUAUCAUUUUUUGCACUACCAGCAGGCAUUUUAGGUUCGGGAUUUGCGUUAAAGGUUCAGCAAAAACAACGUCAAAAACAUUUUAAUCGACAAAUACCAGCAGCAGCGAUGUUAAUACAAUGUCUUUGGCGAUGUUAUGCAGCAGAUAAGUGCUUUAAAAGUCAAGCUACCUGGGAUAUCUAUAUAAAAGAACCAGGACAUCCAAAAGAUAACUCAUCAUUAAGCAAAUCUCUAAUUAUGCAAGUGGCUAAACGUGCCAGUGUUUUAAAACGAAAAAGAUCAAAAAGUAAAAUGGAUGCACCAAGCUCAACUACAAAUAAUAAUAAUAAGGAUUGCUCACAAGCUCAAAGUUUAUCUUUAUUACCUAAUCAACGAAUAGACAAUGAAGGUGAAGUGGUAUUUUACAUCGAAGAACCUAAAGCAAUAACUCCAAAUCGCGUGAGAAGAGAAGCUAGAGGAUAUGUUAGUCAAACAAGUUCUGUUACCGAAGCAGCCAGCGACGAGGUUGAUUUAGAAAUGGAGCCUGAACGAGUUACCACACUGACUGAUGUACAUAAAAAUGCCAUUCGAGCAAUUAGAAAAAUAAAAUAUUUUGUUGCCCGGAGAAAAUUCCAACAAGCUAGAAAACCUUAUGAUGUACGUGAUGUCAUUGAACAAUACAGCCAAGGCCAUUUAAAUAUGAUGGUUCGAAUUAAGGAAUUACAAAGGAGACUUGAUCAGACACUGGGAAAACCCGGCAGUUACUUGGCAGGAAUUGAUAGAGCUGGUAAUGUUAAGCCCAUGACGAUUGGCGCCCGUUUGUAUAGGCUAGAACAACAAUUAUCAAUAAUGGAUAAAAAAUUAGAUCAGCUUGUCUAUCUAUUGAAUGUUCAAACUCACAGGCAACAAUUUCCAGCCUUGGAAGAACAAGUGUAGUUUAAAAAUGAAAUAUAUUUUAAAAAUCUUUUUUUCUCACUACGUUAAGUUUAUUAUUAGACUUUUUUAUAUUGUUUUUGUCAAAAUUUUUUCAUGCAAAUUUAGAAUAUAUUUAGAACCAUGAAUGUUAAUAUUUAGAAGAAUGGUCGCCAAAAAUACUUAUAAAAUAAUAGUAUCGUGACUAAAUACUUUUAAGAGAUGAUCUCUGAGGAUGAUACUGCACUAUUUAUAAAAUUUUAUCUUGCAUUAUUAAUUUUUUCCUCCUAAAUCUCAUUGAAAAUCACUAUUUUUCUACGUGUCCAUUUAACUUGUAAAUGAUUUCAUAUUAAAGAAAUAUUUAAAAAUAUAUGAAAACUGUUAUACAGUAGUUAUAUAUAAUUGAUUCUUUAUAAAUCAUAGAAAUUUACAUUAUAUUUUAUAAUUUUUUUAAAUUAUUUAAAUGACUGGUGAUGAUUUACAUAGA
Molecule: messenger RNA, 2761 nt
Organism: Daktulosphaira vitifoliae (grape phylloxera)
Lineage: Eukaryota; Metazoa; Arthropoda; Insecta; Hemiptera; Phylloxeridae
Gene: KCNQ
Product: potassium voltage-gated channel subfamily KQT member 1
Exons: 12
Coding region: 121-2298 (725 amino acids)
Biological process (GO): potassium ion transport; transmembrane transport
Cellular component (GO): membrane
Molecular function (GO): voltage-gated potassium channel activity
Source: RefSeq, a predicted model, not a curated record